Messenger RNA from Gryllus bimaculatus (two-spotted cricket), 518 nucleotides. Lineage: Eukaryota; Metazoa; Arthropoda; Insecta; Orthoptera; Gryllidae. The record is from the annotation of a GenBank genome assembly.
AUGGCCAAUAUUUCAAAGAGUAAAGGCCCAAAGAGCAGAGCCCUCGGGGCGCGCCCUCGAGGUCUAUCGCUAAAACCACUUGAGGAUAUUCGUGUGUGUGUUGCCAAGGGGCGCUCAAUAAACGACGGUUUAUGGGCGGCAACGGAUUCUGUGUCUGGAGCGGCGACCGCUAAUAUCGGGGCGGCUCGCUCCAUCUCCUUCCUGGUGAACGCUGGGGGCGAGCGAACGGCGUGGGCGAUGGGCGAUGCUGCAAUCGGCGACGCGCCCCCAGACCACGCCCCACCCGCCCCGCCCCGCGCCCCGCUCCCAGCCGCCAACGCCCUGGCCGCCGCCCCGCCCCGCCCCGGGCGCCGCGCGCCGGCGUCAAUAAAAAUGUUAGAAAAUAGUUUCAUUAUGUGGAGAUGGUUGGCAGACAGAGAAUGGAGCACGUUGACAAGAUUUGAGAAGAAUCCCAAGAAACAUAUCAAAGGGUGACUUUCUUAAUUUUAUUCCAUUUGAUAUUGUUAAUAAUCGUUUAG